Messenger RNA from Pseudopipra pipra, 2187 nucleotides. It is a transcript of the gene PBX1, whose product is annotated as PBX homeobox 1. Gene Ontology annotation, molecular function: DNA-binding transcription factor activity, RNA polymerase II-specific; RNA polymerase II cis-regulatory region sequence-specific DNA binding. Bases 761 to 2053 code for a protein of 430 amino acids. Lineage: Eukaryota; Metazoa; Chordata; Aves; Passeriformes; Pipridae. Gene Ontology annotation, cellular component: nucleus. The transcript has 9 exons. Gene Ontology annotation, biological process: animal organ morphogenesis; neuron development; regulation of transcription by RNA polymerase II. The record is from RefSeq and is a predicted model, not a curated record.
GGGCUCCUCCGUGCCAGUUUGAGGAGUCCGGAGCCGAACAAAAGCAGGCGGCGAGGGCCGGAGCGGUGCGCGCAGGCCCGGCGCAGGGGGGGCCCAGCCAGCCCCGAGCGCGGCCCCAGGGUGGGGGAAAGUUUGGAGCCCUCCCCCGGUUGCGCGGGGGCUCCGCCGCGCUCCGGCCGCGGCAGCUCCGGCGCUGCCAUCGCGGGCGGCCGCCCCGCCGCGGCCACCGCUGCUGCUGCCGCCGCCGCCGCCGCCGCCUCCUCCUCCUCCCCGGGCGCAGCCCCUGCCCCUGGCCCGCCCGCUGCCUCCCCGGCGCGGGGCUGAGCUGCCCUGCUUUUGGAGUCGCCGCCGUUUUCCCCUCCCUUCCCCGGAACCCCCCCCUUCUCUCUCCCUCCCUCCUCCUUCCCUCCCUCCCUCCUCCCUCCUCCUCCUCCUCCUCCUCCUCCAGCAGCCAAAGGGAUUUUUUCCCCUUUCUUUUUUCUCCCUCUUUUUUUUUUUUUUUCUCUCCCCCCUCCUUCAUUUUUUUUCUCCUCCUCCUCUUCCUCCCCGCCGCGGAGCCGGGCGCCAGCGUGAAGGAUAAAUAAAAAGCGAAGAGGAAGAGGCUGGGGAGGAGGAGGAGGAGGAGGAGGAAGGGGGGGGAGGAAAGAAGAAGAAGAAAGCGAGCAAGAAAAGAAAGCGAGGAGCCAGGCGGCCAGCCCAGCCGCGCCGCUCCCGGCAGCCAGGGCAGGAGGCGGCGGCGGAGCGGGGCCGGCGGCCGGCGAUGGAUGACCAGCCGCGGCUGAUGCACACGCACAGCGGGGUGGGGAUGCCGGGGCACCCGGGCCUGUCCCAGCACAUGCAGGAUGGACCAGGCGGGGCGGAGGGGGAGGCAGGCAGGAAGCAGGACAUCGGAGACAUCUUACAGCAGAUCAUGACCAUCACGGACCAGAGUUUGGACGAGGCGCAGGCCAGGAAACAUGCUUUAAACUGCCACAGGAUGAAGCCAGCGCUUUUUAAUGUCUUGUGUGAAAUCAAAGAAAAAACAGUGCUGAGCAUCCGGGGAGCGCAGGAAGAGGAGCCCACGGACCCCCAGCUGAUGAGGUUAGACAACAUGCUCCUGGCCGAGGGGGUGGCAGGCCCCGAAAAAGGAGGCGGCUCAGCCGCCGCUGCCGCCGCCGCCGCCGCGUCAGGAGGAGCCGGCUCUGACAACUCGGUGGAGCACUCUGACUACAGAGCCAAACUCUCCCAGAUCCGACAGAUCUACCACACGGAGCUGGAGAAGUACGAGCAGGCAUGCAACGAAUUCACCACCCACGUGAUGAACCUGCUGCGUGAGCAGAGCCGGACCCGACCCAUCUCACCGAAGGAGAUCGAGCGGAUGGUGAGCAUCAUCCACCGCAAGUUCAGCUCCAUCCAGAUGCAGCUGAAGCAGAGCACGUGUGAAGCCGUCAUGAUCCUGCGCUCCCGAUUUCUGGACGCACGGCGGAAGAGACGGAACUUCAACAAGCAGGCUACGGAAAUCCUGAAUGAGUAUUUCUAUUCCCAUCUCAGCAACCCUUACCCCAGUGAGGAAGCCAAAGAAGAGCUAGCCAAGAAAUGUGGCAUCACAGUCUCACAGGUAUCAAACUGGUUUGGAAAUAAGAGAAUCCGGUACAAGAAGAACAUAGGUAAAUUUCAAGAGGAAGCCAAUAUUUAUGCUGCCAAAACGGCUGUCACAGCUACCAAUGUGUCAGCCCAUGGAAGCCAGGCUAACUCACCCUCAACUCCCAAUUCAGCUGGUUCUUCCAGUUCUUUUAACAUGUCAAACUCUGGAGAUUUGUUCAUGAGCGUGCAGUCUCUCAAUGGGGAUUCUUACCAAGGGGCCCAGGUUGGAGCCAACGUGCAGUCACAGGUGGAUACCCUUCGCCAUGUUAUCAGCCAGACAGGAGGAUACAGUGACGGACUCGCGGCAAGUCAGAUGUAUAGUCCGCAGGGCAUCAGUGCUAAUGGAGGUUGGCAAGACGCUACUACCCCAUCGUCGGUGACCUCCCCCACAGAAGGCCCUGGCAGCGUUCACUCUGAUACCUCCAACUGAUCUCCCAGCAAAUUGCAUCCCUGGCUGAGCCGGCCCCGGCGGGGGCGGGAGGGGAGGGGGCCUCUCCUAACACCGCAGCAGUCAGACUGGAGGUGAACCCAAUCAGCACACACAAGAAGACUCCUUCUCUUCUC